AAUUGACCAAGUAUAAUAUUUCAGUCUGGUUUGUUUAAUUGGGUUCUUGUCUACUUUUAGGACUUGUGUGAAAAUCUGAUGUGUUAGGUCAUAUUUAUGUAGAAAUAUAGAAAACUUUGACAUUGCAAGCACCACUGUAUCUGGUGUGCAGUAGCUUUGGUAUCAUGUACGUGUUGGGAGAAACAGUCUUCUUAGAUUCACUCAAUUCUGAAUGUUCACACUUUAACUGUUCUCCCCCCCCCCUAGUUGUAUAGUGAAUACAACGCGCUACACUCCAAGUGACUGCUUACCGUAAGCACAUCUUCCAAUAAUAACAGCAUUCAGUAUAAUCAAUGUUCAACUAAAAAUCCGGCAAAGGUAAUACAUACUAUAGAGACUGUGUCUGUUCCCCGAGCUAUACAAAUAUAUAGAAAAUCUCGGAAAGUCUAUCUUCGUAACCUAAUUAACAUAAAAUUAAAUCAUAUUGAAUGCACAGCCAGCACUUUUGAUCUGAGGCUAGGACUAUUAAACAUUAGAUCUCUUGCGUCUAAGGCUCUUAUUGUUAACGACAUCAUUACUGAUCAGGAAUGUAAUUUAAUGUGUUUAACAGAAACUUGGAUUAAACCAAACGAGUACAUAGCAUUAAAUGAAGCCAGUCCUCCUGGAUACAGUUAUGUACAUCAGCCUCGUUCAACUGGUAGAGGAGGAGGUGUUGGUCUCAUCCAUAGUCAAAAUCUAGGCGUCACACAAAAACCUAGUCAUAAAUUUAAUUCUUUUGAAAUUCUUUAUACCAGUAUAACUUAUGUAGCCACAAAAAAUAAGUCAAUUCCUGUAAUUAUUAUUUACAGACCCCCAGGGCCAUAUACUGAAUUUCUUAGUGAAUUUGCAGACUUUGUCUCAAACCUGGUUGUGUCUGUAGAUAAAGCAUUAAUCGUCUGUGAUUUUAAUAUUCACUUUGAUAUCCAGAAGACCCUCUGAGGACAGCGGUUGUGUCCAUCUUAGAUUCAGUAGGGAUUAAUCAGAACGUAAUCGGGCCUACUCAUAAUGGUGGUCACACUCUUGACCUCAUACUAACAUACGGACUAAGUAUAGAAAAUAUUAUCAUUUUUCCGCAGUCUGAAGUUGUCUCAGACCGUUAUCUUAUCUCGUUCAUAAUAUGUAUGGAUCAUAUUUCCACCUCGCCUCGCUACCACGUAAAACGUACUUUCACAUCAGCUACUGCACCGAGCUUCAUAAAUAACCUCGCAGAAACAUCAAUUAGAUUUGGAUCACCAUCAGAUCACACAGAACUCGAUCAGGCGACUGAAAGCUCGGAGUCAACACUCCGCUACACGCUAGAUAGAGUGGCUCCACUCAAAAGAAAAAUAAUUAGAGAAAAAAAAUUAGCACCCUGGUAUAACGAUCAAACGCGAACCUUAAAACAGACCACUCGACAAUUAGAACGUAAAUGGCGUCAAACCAAACUGGUGAUAUUUCAAACAACAUGGAAGGAGACCCUACUGAAAUAUAGGAAAUCUCUUGGCGAUGCUAGAAAAAUCUAUUUCUCCACCUUAAUAGGAGACAACAAAAACAAUUCUAGAUUCCUUUUCAACACAGUAGCAAAAUUAACUAGGAAUAAAACCACUACAGAGAGAAACACUCAAUCAUUACAUAGCAGUGAAGAUUUCAUGAAAUUUUUCAAUGAUAAGGUUGAAAAUAUUAGACGUGAAAUACAGGCCAUUAAAUUAAAACCGGACAGUACUGUAACAAACCCAUUACAUGGCAAUGUAGCAAUAUCAGAUCAAUGUUUAGAGUGUUUUGCUCCGCUUAGAGAGACCGAACUAGCUUCAUUAAUCUCUUCUGCCAAUUCAUCAACUUGCAUACUAGAUCCCGUACCUACAUGUUUGUUUAAACAGAUUGGUCCAGGAGUAAUUGAACCACUUUUAAAUAUAAUCAAUUCUUCCCUAAGCACUGGCUAUGUACCUAAAUCACUUAAAUUAGCAGUUAUUAAACCCUUGAUUAAAAAACCUGAUCUUGACCCAUCUCAACUGUCCAGCUAUAGACCAAUAUCAGUAGUUAUAUCAUACACUUUCUGUCAAACUGUCAAUCAAAGUGUUGUGUGUGAUAAUUUAUGACCCUCUGUGCUUCCCUGACUGACAGGUCUGUAGGGGUGGUGAGGGGGGUAACCCUAUGGAGUUUAUCAGAUGGUCAAUCUGGCUCCUUUGUGUCUGGAGGUGUUGUGGAGAGGUGUGUGUUGGGGGGGGGAUAGUCCCCCUCCUGACAAAAGGUGUUUAUGUUAAUGAGUUUGGUUUUUGGUGGUGUGAAAUACGUCUGAAAAGAAAUAAUGUUUUUAAUAUGGGGCUGUGUUUGUGUUACUUUAUGGCGUUAUUUCAUUUGUGUAAACACAUUGUUAGAAAAGCAUGAUGUUUGAAUGUGUACAUAUAUGAGUAGAAUAUUUGUUUUGUGAAAUAAAUGAAAACAAUCGUUGAUUAUGUUUUUUAGGGAUCCCGUUUUACCUUUGAAUAAAAAGUUUAGGAGUUAAAGCGUCUUUUUAAAAAAAAGAAUCUGUUUAAAAAAGAAUCUAUUUAAAAUAAUCGUUUGUAUUACAUACAUUCUAAACACAAACACCUUUAGGAUGUAAAAAUGAUCAAAAGAGCUGUUUAAAAAGAAUCCGUAUUACUAGGUUUCCAAAAAAACACAUAAAAACUUUAGGAGGUAAAAAUGGUUAAAAGAGCUGUUUAAAAAGAAUAGCGCAUAUUACACGACUUCUAAACAAAGAUCCUUACGAGGUAAAAAUGUUAAAGUGCUGGCUAAAAGAAUCUCCGUAAUGUUUAAACUAGGAGAUAAGUAUUUUCCAGAGAUGUCUUCCAGUCGCUGUGUUAAGCAGUAAUGAAGUUAAACGGAGACGCCUCACUCUCGCUAAACCCCGCCCACACAUACGUGUUUUCAGACACGCCUCUCUCUCUGUCUCUCUAAACACACCCAUUCACAUGUUUUCAACGUAGCCAGUACGUUCUGUCAAAAUGUCAAUCACGGCGGUAGAACUAGAGGGCUAAUUUAUGGCCUCGUCCGUGUCAGGCCUGCGUUUCUCUAGGAGUGCUAAAUUUAUGGCUCUUUGUUUCUUCCUGACCAAAGAGUUUUUUUAUGACUAAGGGGGUCGUGGUGUGAUCCUACAGAUUGUUUAUGAUAAUGAGUGUCUGCGGGGGUGUUAAUAGCUUUACGACACACCCUACAAUAGGUAUGCUUUAUGUUUAAAAGUACGGCCAGUUACGCAGAAGUCUCUAAGAUCGCGGCCGUGUAUCAGAGCGCUGUGUAAUUUUAGGCGAAUCGUCGAUUCUCGUUUUAACUCACCUUUAAAGCUUUAUAUUUUAUUUUUGAGAAUACUUCAAAGAGGAGAUGGCUGUCUGUCGCAACAGUGAUGCUGACAUUGUGUCUAUCCCGGACAUCGUAGACGAAAUCAGGUUUCUGAACAAGGCAAGCGGGUCGAACACAGAAGUCCCGCGAGUCAGGUUUGAAAACCCCGUGCUGGGCUUGUCAAAUCUUGUAGACAAGAUCGCUGCACCCGAGUUCAAAAAUAGUGCUGCGGUCUCCACUGAACUCGGUAUACCAACGAACUCUGGAAAAGCCAAGCGUAAAACAGUCGCUCAGGUCCACAGCGCGGGUGUCGCUACGUCUAAACGUAAACGAUCAAGAUCUCCCCCACGAUCGACAGACGAGUCAGCUGUGAAUGAACCAAGCGCUAUAGACUCGUGUUUGAACUGGAAGCAGGAGCUGUUAGAUUCAUGGGACGCAUGUGUAUUUACCCCGGUUCCCGGAGACGAUCUGCCUUCAAACCAAGAAGCAUUUGGUCGCGAGGCUACUGAUGUUAUAGACAAUAACAGAGACUCGGCGGAGGUGAUACGAACCGGGUUCAAGGCCGUCGAGGACCGUAUUGCUGGUUUUGAAAAGACUUUUGCUAGCAUCACCGAGCGUCUGGACAUUAUAGAGAAGAAUCAGCGUCUUUAUAAUCAAAGUCUUGUGGAAACUUUACAAAAACAUACCAUCACACAUAAAGAAAUCAUAGCAAACCAGAAGCGUCUUAUUGGGGACAUUCGUCGCGUUGAUCACAAUCAACACCUGACGGCGGAAUUGUUAAAACAGUUUGUACAGUUAGUUAAAAACAAGAAACUCGGGUGAGUUGUACAAUAAGUAUUUUAUAACCCCUGUGUGUGUGUGUGUGUGUGUGUGUGUGUGUGUGCGUGUGUGUGUGUGCGUUUAUUUGCUGGUGUGUAUCUGGUUUACGGUGUGUGAUUUUUACUAGUUUUUGUUUCAAUAAUAAAAAUGUCAAAGCGGUGUGGUGAAAACUCGUGUAAUCUGGGAGCUGCAAUUAAAUUUAGAAGAUGCGACGACGAUGGUCUGUGUACUUUUGAACAGCGUUGCACCACAGAGACGUUACAGGGUUUAAUUCGGACAAUGGAGGAUCUGAAUAGACAGCAGUCUACCACCGAUACUUUGUUGGACUUAUUAAACAUUGUUAGAUCAAUGGCUGAGGUUCAAACAGAGCCGCUGCCCAAUUCGUUGUUAGACAUCGGUUCAAAUUCGUUGUUAGACAGCGAUUCAAAUUCACAGCAGGUGGGGUGCGGGUCGGACAGUCAAUCGUUUAAUCCCUCGGAACCAAAUUUUGGGUUAUCCGAAGCAGCUAUUGAGUCUAUCGUAAGAGAGGGUGGGUCUGUUGGUGAUUAUACGGUGGUACCGAGACGCAGAUUUAAUGGAUUGGAGAUACGGCGUCGUAUAAAUAUGCGUGUGAUAACCGCUCCAGACCUGGCAGCGUACGCUAUAUUUCUGCAUGAUAUCAUGUCUGAAAUAGUGUCGUUUUCCAGACUGCUGGCCGGCGAUGGGGGCUUAAUCAACAUUACCUUGAGAGGCCCUAGUCUACCCUCUGACGUUAACGCUGUCUUGACACCUGAUAACGAUUACGAUUUGCACAUAUUCACACAACAACUAGAGAACAUUAUGCAAAGUAAUUCUGACGUACGGGCUGAUGAAUGUCUAGAUCUGUACGUGUCUAUAGCUCGCGGUAAACACAGUGGCGCUUAUCGAAAGAUACGUGAUUUAGCUCAUAACGAGGUGAUUGCCAGAAACAGAAUGAAUCUGUUCUGUCCCAACAACAUAUCUAACAAUCUGUGUUUUGCGAUCUGUCUGUCCCAUUUUCUACAACCGCAUGCGUCAUGUGGUGAACUCGAGUCGUUAGCAGCGUCUCUACAGAAAACUGCAGGGUAUUCGGUACAACAAAAGAUAGGGUUUAAUGACAUCACACGAUUUGAACGGUUGUUACAUGUUAAAAUAGUGGUGUUCCAUAGGACAUGUUCUGGUCUGUUGGAACACUUUACGAACAAUGACGAGCCUCAUAAUAAGACCGUGUUCUUGUAUUUACACAACGAACAUUAUUUCUUGAUUAAGAACCUAAAAGCAUUCAUCGGUACACCAUACGUGUGUGAAUACUGUUCUUGUGGUUUUACUAGCCGUAGAGACCACAGGUGUAAAUACGUUUGUGAUGUAUGUAAUGCACCUGAUUGUCAUAAAUACGCUGGCAAAACGAGGCAAUGUCACGAUUGUUUGCGGUACUGCAGAUCAGCCUACUGUUACAACGCACAUAAACAAACACAAACAGGACAACAGUACGCUCAGUGUGAUGUCACUAUAUACUGUCAAAAAUGUAAUAGGCGAUAUCACGUCAACGGAGCAGUACCAAAAAAACAUGUGUGCCCUGCAGAACACUGUAUCCAUUGUAAAGCUGAAUUGGUUAAUGACGGAGUACACCAAUGUUUCAUACAACCGAUAAAAAUGGAACCACCUAGCGACAAAUACAUUUAUUAUGAUUUUGAGACACAACACACGGACGGUAAACACGUAGCAAAUUUCGUAUGCGCCAUUACAUUUAAAGGGGAAGAGUUCACAGCCGCUGGUACAGACUGUAUAGAUCAACUUGUUAAAAAGUUUAGACAGCCUCAUUAUCAGAAUUACACAUGGGUUGCACACAACGCUUCAUGAUAAGACAUUCAAGCAACGUUUCAUCGAUAGCUACUCUUUCAUCCCUAUGCGUCUGUCCAUGACAUCCGCUGCGUUAAAUCUAAACUGUGCUGAGAAAGGUCAUUUUCCACAUCUCUUCAAUAGAACAGAAAAUGAAGACUACGUAGGCCCAUACCCUGAUAAGUAUUUCUACGGCUAUGAGACAAUGUCUGACAAAGAGAGGGCUCUGUUUGAUGAGUGGUAUGUUACGGUGUCGGGUAAGGUUUUUGAUUUAAAAAAAGAACUCGCCAUGUACGGCAAGAACGAUGUCGUUUUGCUCCGUGAGGCAUGCAUGAAGUACCGUGACGAAUUCAUACAAUGUACCAAACUCGACCCGUUCAGAUACACCACUUUAGCAGCGUGCUGCAUGGCCGUGUAUAAAACCCACUAUCUACCUAAAGACACACUAGCUCUGACCCAUAACAAUGCAUACACAAAUCAGAACAAGACAUAUUCAGCCGUUUCCAUUGAAUGGCUUGAAUAUGUCAAAACAACACGAGGCGUGAACAUUCAGCACGCUUUAAAUCAUGGAGAGAUGGUGAUUGGAAAAUAUCAUCUCGAUGGUUAUGAAAAGGAUGGUGUCAAAUAUGGGUUCGAAUUCAACGGAUGCAUGUUUCACGGGCAUGAAUGUCGUUAUAACCCAAACCAUUUACAUCCGUUAUCAAAAGUGCCCUACGGUUUGCUCAGAAGACAGUUUGAUGAUAAGGUCGAAAUUUUGGAAAAGGCGUAUGGUCUCGAUGUUGAGGUGAUGUGGGAAUGUGAUUGGAAUAACGCUAAACAGAACGAUGUCGCUGUAAUGGCGUUUAUGUCCACUUACAUACAUCCUGAACGAUUGAAACCGCGCAACGCGCUAUUCGGUGGUCGUACUAACGCGUACAAAUUGUAUCAUAAAGCCGACAAUAGUGAAAAAAUACGAUAUGUCGACUUUACAAGUUUGUACCCCUUUUGCCAGGCCAAAAAAUGUUACCCCAUAGGACAUCCACAAAUAAUUUUCAAGGAUUUUGAACCUCUUGAAAAUUAUUAUGGGUUUGUCAAGGCUACAGUACUGCCACCGCGAAAACUGCUUCACCCCGCCCUUCCCUAUAGGACCGGUGGUAAGCUUAUGUUUCCACUUUGUCGUACAUGCGCCGAACAUCAGAAUCAGACAGACCCGUGUGGUCAUACUGAUGAGGAAAGAGCUAUUUCAGGGUGUUGGGUCAGCAUAGAGCUGUUGAAAGGUGUGGAAAAGGGUUCUAUUGUAACGAACGUGGACGAGGUGUGGCAUUUUCCACAACGGUCAGAAACUUUGUUUUGUGAUUAUGUUAAAACAUUUUUACAAUAUAAACAAGAGGCCAGCGGUUUCCCCGCACACGUUAUGACAGACGCAGACAAGGAAUCCUACAUCUCAGACUACUUUGAGAAAGAGGGGAUUAAGAUGGACGCCGGUAAGAUAAGUCGCAAUCCAGCACGGCGUUCUAUUAACAAACUUCUGCUGAACUCACUUUGGGGUCGUUUCUCCAUGCGUGAAAACUUGCCGUGUACAGAGUUAAUU
Messenger RNA from Ictalurus punctatus (channel catfish), 7537 nucleotides. RefSeq lists its product as uncharacterized. The record is from RefSeq and is a predicted model, not a curated record. The transcript has 5 exons. Lineage: Eukaryota; Metazoa; Chordata; Actinopteri; Siluriformes; Ictaluridae. Bases 4279 to 5988 code for a protein of 569 amino acids.